AUGGAUGGCGAAGGAUCUGAUGUGGCAAAGGAAACAAGCGAAGGAGGGCAAAACCAUUCACACACAUUUUCUGUGGAUGCUGUUCCUUUUGAGCCGGGGCUAAAUGCGUCUUCCUCUGUACCAAAUAGGUGGCAGGAUCCAUCGUCUAUUGUACCAGAGCAGUUGUCUGCUUGGGCGCCAAACACACCCUGGACCUAUCAGGCACCAUAUUUUGAUGCACUUACGUUCAACGCAAAUAUGAGGGCUAUGGUGGAGGCGGCAGCCAUGAUGAACGUGGGAGCGAAGCGGUACAGCGGAGCUCCCAUUGUGAGAGCAUCAAGCCCUAGUAAAAAAAAUUUAAAUGUCUCCGAAGGCGCCAAAAAAAGAGAGAAAGCAGGGAUAUCAAUCCAUGCCAAGCCGUGGUCCCCAUCGCCUGAAACUGGACUACGUCAGAAGGAGGGAGACGCUUACAUCCAUCUAAAGAAAGGAUGGGUAAGAGUUCCGUAUCGGGGUGAAAUGGUAAUUUCGCCUGUCGCUUUCAAGGAAAUAGCUAAUGAUUUUGUGCACUCUCUCACCGUAAAGCCUAUUGAAAAACCGAGAAUCCAGUUAGAGCUAUACAAUUAUCACUGCGCGCGAUGUGCAUCGCAUUCUUUUUUUGGUCGUUUAUCGUGCAGGGGCGCAGAUGUGACUUUAAAGGGCAUUGCUGGAGACAUUCCCCCACUAUGUGUAGCACAUUUACUUGAACAGGUUACGGGAAAUGUUGUUUGCGCCUUAUUUACUGAAGGUGACUAUCUCAACUAUGAGGUAUGGCUAGAGAACCCUGAUAAAGCUAAUGUUUUUGCCAAGACGAUUUCUGAUGCAAUGUGGACGUGUCCAAUGUUUCAUGGCUACGCUGUUCACACAAAAACUGAAGAUGGUAAGGCCUUUUUGCAUGAGUAUAUAUCAAGCCUUAAGGACGAUUUCCCAGAAGAAACACCUUACCCCAUGCGUUGCGUCGAAGCGAUUACUUCAUCUACUGGAAAAGUAAAAGGUUAA
This is a messenger RNA of Trypanosoma rangeli, 1014 nucleotides long. RefSeq lists its product as uncharacterized. The record is from RefSeq and is a predicted model, not a curated record. The transcript has a single exon. The coding region runs from base 1 to 1014 and encodes 337 amino acids. NCBI's taxonomy places the organism in Eukaryota, Euglenozoa, Kinetoplastea, Trypanosomatida, Trypanosomatidae.